Molecule: messenger RNA, 3169 nt
Organism: Eurytemora carolleeae
Lineage: Eukaryota; Metazoa; Arthropoda; Copepoda; Calanoida; Temoridae
Product: ecto-NOX disulfide-thiol exchanger 2
Exons: 19
Coding region: 11-2248 (745 amino acids)
Biological process (GO): ultradian rhythm
Cellular component (GO): plasma membrane; external side of plasma membrane
Molecular function (GO): RNA binding; protein-disulfide reductase activity
Source: RefSeq, a predicted model, not a curated record
AGUCUAAUGAAUGAAAAUAUAUUCAGAUAAGAUGGAUGACGACAUCACUAUCAUGAAUGAGGUCAACAAGGAGGAUAAGGAGAGAGAGCGGGAGAGAGAAAGGUCUGAGAGUCGAAAAAAUGACCGACGCAGCAAUGAGCGUGGAAGUGGAGACAGAAGGAAUUCUGAUCGAGGACGGGGUGGGAAUAGGAAACGAGGGUACGGAGGAGACUGGGAUAAAAACAAGAUGCAGUUAGCUCAGAUGCAGCAGAGCAUGAUGCAGAGCUGGGGGGCACAAAACCAAAACGAGAAUAUGGUGGGCAAUCCUCCCCUACCCCCACCCCUCCCAGGCAAACCACCCGCCAUGCCACCAGCUCCAGGCAUGCAGGGCAUGAACAUUCCUAUGAACUCCAACAUGCAGGGGAUGAACAAUUCUAUGGGAGGCUCUGGAAUGGGACAGGGUAUGCCGGGGAUGGGACCAGGCAUGUCGGGAAUGGGACAGAACAUGCCCGGCAUGGGACAAAACAUGCCAGGUAUGCCUAACCAAAUGGGCCAGGGCAUGAAUAACAUGCAAGGCAUGCCCAACCAAAUGGGGCCAAAUAUGCCGGGGAUGAAUCCCGGAAUGCAAGGGAUGGGUCAAGGCAUGAUGGGCCAAGGUAUGCCGAACAUGAACACCUCCAUGGGUUCAAACAUGUCAGGAAUGCCCUCCGGUGUGUCCGUGAUGAAUAACAUGAUGGGGAACAUGCAGGAGAUGAUCAAGAUGACGAUGGGAAACAUGAACAGCAUGAACAACGGUAUGGGUAUGGGAGGGGGUAUGAACACGAACAUGAAAAUCGCGAACAAGGCUGCUGAACAGCUGCCUGGAACAGACGAGCUUAGCGACACGAUGAUCGGACCUGUAAAGCCCGGAGAGGACAGAGAUGCUCCAGCUCCUGGUUCAGGGAUGAUGGGAAUGAUCCCGACGAUGGAUCCGAACCUAGCAGCUGCCUGGGGCGGAUGGGUGAUGGCACCUGAUGGGCAGAUGGUCCGCCAGCCAAUAGUUUACAGGCUCAGUGUACUGUACCCGCCCACUGCUUCAGCUCCUACUCCAACCCUGAGGGAACGCCCCCCGGGCUGCAGAACUAUAUUCAUCGGUGGUGUUCCUGAGAUGGCAACUGAGGAGGUUAUUAGAGAUAUAUUUGAGCACUGCGGACCUAUUCAAACUGUUCGGAUGAAUAAGAAAAAUUUUGCGCAUAUCAGGUAUAUGGCCGAGAUGGCUGUUAGCCAUGCUGUUCUACUCUCUGGCUGGAGGCUAAAGGUUGAUAAUAAGGAUGAUCAACCGUACACUGGUAGACUUCAUGUAGAUUACGCACAGGCCCGUGACGAUCUACAGGAAUAUGAAGCUAAACAGAGACAGGUGGAACGAGAAGAACGAAUGAGGUUUCGAAUGAUUGAUGAGAUGAGACCUCCAUCUCCCCCUGGAGUUCCUCAUUAUAGUGACGGAGAGGCACACGCUGUUGUCGAGAAACUAAAGAGUGACGCAAACUUUGGUGAAGGAGUUGAGAUCCUUGAAACCUGGUUGAGUCGAGGAGACUGUAGUAAACGGAACGCAGGGAUGUUCUAUACAAUGAUUCAAGCAGCAAAUACGCAUGUCAAGCGUCUUCUGCAGGAACAGAAUGACUUUGAGAUUGAGAUGCAGAGAUUGAAGGAGCAAUGGAAGGGAAAAAUUCAAAUCUCCGUGUCUCAAUUUGGACAGAUUGAGUCAGUGUUUGGGAAUGCGAGUCACCAGAAGGUUUGGGAUCAUUUCACAAAACCUCAGAGGAAGAAUAUUCAGAGCUGGAAGCAUCAGCUCACGGAGGCUAAGGCUCUGGCCAAGAAGAAUAAAGCCCCAACAGAUGAGAUGGAUGUAAGCGAUGAGGAGGAAGAAGAAGAGAAAGUAGAAGAAGUAUCCCCAAAGAAGAAGAAGAAGAAGUCGCAAGGAAUGAGUACAUAUGACAGCGAUAAGUUAAAGGAGGAUAGUGAGAACUGGGCCUGCCAGGUUAACGCAUACAGAACAGAGGUUGAAGCUGUGAAGGCUGAGAUGACCGGUGAGCUGGAUGAAAAGAAAACUCAGAUUAAAAUCCUUCAACAAACCCUGCAGGGUAUGCAGAAACAACUGAUUGAAAUGCAGAAGAAGAAAUCAGAGGAUGAAGCAGGACCACCCAAACCUAAGGUUCUAAUCCCUCUGGCUGAAGCUGAAUCUAGGAUAGUAGCUGUAGUAUCUACCUAUCCAUCCUAUAAACCUACCUAGUACCUAUAUCCUGUUUAGUUUCUAAUCCCUCUGGCUGAAGCUGAAUCUAGGAUAGUAGCUGUAGUAUCUACCUAUUCAUCCUAUAAACCUACCUAGUACCUAUAUCCUGUUUAGGUUCUAAUCCCUCUGACUGAAGCUGAAUCUAGGAUAGUAGCUGUAGUAUCUACCUAUCCAUCCUAUAAACCUACCUCGUACCUAUAUCCUGUUUGGUUAUCUAUCUUCUAGAAUUAUCUACCUAACUAUCCUAUAAACCUACCUAGUACCUUUAUCCUGUUUAGGUUCUAAUCCCUCUGGCUGAAGCUGAAUCUAGGAUAGUAGCUGUAGUAUCUACCUAUCCAUCCUAUAAACCUACUUAGUACCUAUAUCCUGUUUAGUUAUCUAUUUUAUAAACUAUCUACCUACCUAUCCUAUAAACCUACCUAGUACCUAUAUCCUGUUUAGGUACCAAUCCCUCUGGCUGUAGCUGAAUCUAGGAUAGUAGCUGUAGUAUCUACCUAUCUAUCCUAUAAGCCUACCUAGUACCUAUAUCCUGUUUAGGUUCUAAUCCCUCUGGCUGAAGCUGAAUCUAGGAUAGUAGCUGUAGUAUCUACCUACCUGAACACCCAUCCCUACGGUGUUACAGUAGACUAUAUCUGGACCCAUCUACUCAAGAUAGAUUCAUCUAUUCUCAAGGAAGAUGUAACUGCUAUACUGAAGAAGUACAAGGAUUGUUUUGCAAGCGAAGAGAACAGUUCAGAUAAAGAAGAAACAUGGAAAUUCGUUGCAUUUGAUAUCAAAUACUGAGCUUUACGUUUCCGGAAACCCACUGUACAUAAAAUAACGUCACAUAAGCGUUUUAUGUUGUUCUCUUUUUUGUUUUUAUUAAAUGCAUUUUCCAUCAGAAAAUUAAAGUUUUGUUAAAAUAAAAGUUUUUGGUGAUAA